AAAAGCAGAGGAGAACAAUAACAGCAGCCAUUUUUUAUGGAAUAAUUAUGAAUCGAAACUUAUAAGUAAUUCACGUUGUUCUUAGUUAAAACUAAAGUAUAAGUAAAAGUAUAGUAAUUGGUUCGGUUACGGAGAUAAAACCCGUCGGUCGCGAGACUGCUGAAAAAGAUUCAACUCGACUAAAGAAGAAAAUGGAGGAAGUGACGGGAGGGUGUAGUACGCGUCGACAAGAGCGAGAAGACACGACGCGCUCCAUACUGUGAUCAGCCAGUUCUGUUGUAUUGAUCUAACUCUGUGUUGUGUCAGAAUAAUGAAAUCCACGGUUCGGACACUUCGUCUGUACAUUUUCGGUGUUUAUGCUGUCCUCACAUAUGGAGCUAAAUGUGGGCCAAGUGAAUAUCUAUCAGCAGCUGGAGAAUGUUGUCCUAUGUGUAGUAUAGGGUCGGUGGUUCUCAGAGACUGCUUUGGUGAUUACAGUACAUCAUGCAAACCUUGUUCCAAAGGAACGUUUAUGAAUGAACCUAACGGCCUUAACAAAUGUUUUUCAUGUAAAUCCUGUGACACAGGCUUUUAUAUUUUGCAAGAGUGUACCACAAUAAAGGAUACAGUAUGUGAGGUCUUGGAUGGAUAUUAUUGCAUGCAAUACUCAGAUAGAGAAUGUUCUCUUGCAUUGAAACACAGUGAAUGUGAACCAGGGCAGCAAGUAAAGACUCCAGGCACUAAGGCCUCAGAUACAGUUUGUGAGCCGUGUCUACCAGGAUUUUAUUCUCCUAAAGGAGUGAACUGCACUAAAUGGACUGACUGUUGGGUCAAUAAUGAGAUUGAGGACCAAGAAGGCACUUCCAUUACAGAUGUUCAGUGCAAACCAAGAAGGACAAGAUAUGGUGUCAUCGCAGCUAUUCUCACACUUCCUAUACUGACUGUUAUAGUUCUACAUCUGUCGCACAGAGAAGAAAUCAAAGGUAUCACAAAAUUAACAAGUCCUGUAGAAGAAACAGGACUUGAAGCUUCAUUAUGUGUCCCAUCAUCCAGUAAUCCGGUGGUAAAAAAGGAAACAGAUUCGCCAGCUGUAACCUGAUUGGAACAAGGAACACAUUGUACAUGUGAGAACAUUGCUAAUUCCUCCACAAGGAUUUAUUUCAGUGUGUUAUGAAACCAGCAGCGGUAUAAAAGGAGAAAUAGACAUUUUUUGUUUGGAAACCCACACAAACUCUCCUCAAGGCAGAGGGGGAUCGUGCUACAGUACAUUAUUUCCAGUACAGUACAUUCAUGGAUGUUAUGGUGCUACAUUUGGAUAAUUUUUUAUAACCAAACCCUGAUUGAGACUUCAACAGAACUUUGAUUUGGACUUGUUUUGCUCCUGCUUGUUUGUGAUUCUUAUUGUUGGGUAAAUUUACUAACACACUCUGGACCAGGAACAUGAAGAUCAUGUAACAGUUUUAUUCAGCUUCACUCCAUUUAAAUAAUUAUGUCACUUCUUCUGGAAACUGGUUACAUCUGAACCAAUUUAGAGUUCAAUACUAAUUUAGAGUUUUACCUGUUUUAAAUAUAUGCAAUCACAACAUUUACAUUUGUAUUUUUAAUUAAUUUAGCAAACUUUGCUUUGGUGUCGAGUGCAUUUUCCUAUCUUUUAACUCAUGCUCCAAGAGAAAUGAAUUUUUUGUCUAAUUUUUAGUAGAUCUUAGAUUUUUUAUCUUACAAUCCUGUUGCCCAUUGUGAUGUAGUCACAUGUUAAUGUAUAUACAAUUGUUCAUAUCACAUAUUUACAUAACAUUGAGGUAUUGUGUACAUUUAGCCUGGCAGUCAUUUCAAAAUUAUUUUAUUGAUCUUGUGUAAGCCUGUUCCCAUGAAACAUAUUGGAAUGGUAUUAUGCAUCGGUGUAACUUAAAUUUGGAAACCCAACAGCUUCAGUGUGGUGUGAGCAGAGGAACUGGUGUAGGGGGCUUCAAAAAUAACCAUUUAAAGACAAUGUUGCCUGUAGAAAGGGUUGUCACAGUCGUUAAUGAGUUAAUAUGCUGGCCAGAGGAGGAUGAGCUUUCCCUACUGAAACUUCCUUUCACAGUUUAUUCUGGGGUUUUUUUCUUCCUUGCCAUUGUUGCUUACUAAUAAUUAAAACACUGAUUAUGCCUGUUUAACUGAUUUUAACAGUACUCACAUUCAAAACUGUAAAAAUGCUAAACAUUAUACUCUGUUUGAUAUUAAAAUGAUUGUAGAAAUUUUUAGUACAAUGUAUUUUAAAGUCCCCGUGAACUGCCUUGAAACGCGCAGUGUUAUUUGAUGUGUUGAUGACACUUGUGCAUUUGAUUGGACGGAAAAUCUGUUGAGAAGCAGACGUGCAGAAUGUCAUCAGUGGGGGCAUGUCAUCUGCUGGUGUUGGUCCACUGUGUUUUCUCAAGUCGAGAGUCAAUGCAGCAUCUACCAGGAGAUUUCAGAGCACUUCAUGCUUCCAUCUGCUGACAAGUUUUAUGGAGAUGCAGAUUUCCUUUUCCAGUAGGACUUAGCACCUGCCCACAGUGCAAAAACUACUAGUAACUGGUUUGCUGACCAUGGUAUUACUGUUCUUGAUUGACCAGCCAACUCACCUGACCUGAACUCCAUGGAGAAUCUAUGAGAGACACCAGACCCAACAAUACAGUUGAGCUGAAGGCCGCUAUAAAAGCAACCUGGGCCUCCAUAACCUCAGCAGUGCCACAGGCUGAUUGCCUCCAUGCCACGCCGCAUUGAUAAAGUAUUUCUUGUUUUUGUUUUGAAGCAUGAAUAAUUUGGAUGGUGUAGCCAAAACCAGUAAAAAUCAAAGGCCUUUUUCAAUUAUUGUUUAAUGUAAAUUACUUUUUUACUGUGUUGUAUAAAAAAGUGCCAUUAGUGCAAUAUUAAGUACUGUUAAUAUUUUCUUUUUUGUGUUUAUUUUGUUUUACAUCACAGUGCUGUUGAAUGCUCGAUUCUGAUUGGUCUGAAGGUGUUGAUUAUUUUUCAAAUAACAGCAGCUCUGACAGAAGUUCCAGCUGCAAGGCAAAUCACAAGUUUAUAUUAAUGCACUUGUUCUAAUACAUUAUUGUUUUUAUAACCUGCACAGGAACUUACAUUACAGGACUUAACAAAAACGGAUAAAAAAAAAAAAAAAAGAUAUGUAAUCAUUGAUCUGUUGAAAUUUUCUCUGAGGAGAUGUUUCU
Ictalurus furcatus (blue catfish) is the source of this 3170-nucleotide messenger RNA. RefSeq names its product tumor necrosis factor receptor superfamily member 14. Lineage: Eukaryota; Metazoa; Chordata; Actinopteri; Siluriformes; Ictaluridae. Gene Ontology annotation, cellular component: external side of plasma membrane. The transcript has 9 exons. Bases 311 to 1078 code for a protein of 255 amino acids. Gene Ontology annotation, molecular function: protein binding. Gene Ontology annotation, biological process: negative regulation of alpha-beta T cell proliferation; defense response to Gram-positive bacterium; positive regulation of peptidyl-tyrosine phosphorylation. The record is from RefSeq and is a predicted model, not a curated record.